AUGAGCUACCUCAAGACCUACGAACUACCCAAGUCCAAUCUCCUUACACCUGAUUUUGUCAGUUCCGUCAGCAACCUCGCCCUCUCCGCGACCUCCCUUUUAUGCAAUGCACCCAGCCUUUCGACGGAUAUCGACUGUGGUUCCGAAAGCUCCUUUGACCGAGAUGUCGACUCAGGCAGCCAUAUUGUCCCACGACAGUGUCUCAGUGUCCGUAGGAAAGGCAAGAGACAGCUGCUGGUAGGUUUCAACGUCAGAAGAAGUCGCAAGGGCGAUGAGGUGGAGGAGGAGGAGGAGGUGCAGACGCGUGUUGAUGGGAUCGGUUAUCGCGACGGUGACUUUUUCAGCACCGAGGCAAAUCGAAACUCCUGUUCCAUCCUUGACGAUCUUGGGAAGUUCGAGGAGGCCAGGACGCCAGUGUCGGAUACCAACUCAUUAGCGAUGAUGCGACGCAUCCGUCAUAACUCCGCCCCGCCUAGAUCAUCAAUCCUGCCAGAGGGCUUGGACAGAACAAAUGCCCCUAGGCGUUUCACGGCGCAGCCCUUGCAGCAGCUUCCACUUCUGCAUGCUCGCAUUGUCCUACAGCAGCGGGCGACCUCAGCGUCUCAACAGAGUAUGAAUGAGCCGAUUUUGAAUUCACAGCUGAGGGCGCAGAGUCAACCGAAGAUUGAAAAGUAG
Messenger RNA from Spirometra erinaceieuropaei, 675 nucleotides. The record is from the annotation of a GenBank genome assembly. NCBI's taxonomy places the organism in Eukaryota, Metazoa, Platyhelminthes, Cestoda, Diphyllobothriidea, Diphyllobothriidae.